AUGAAGGCCACGAUCCUCGCUCCCUUCCUCCUCGCCACGUCGACCCUCGCCCUCCCAGCUCCAAAAGAAACUACCGAACCCGCUCUCACCUGCUUCCAGCGCUCCACCCAAUUCAAAUCCUGGGACCUCACCUCCUUCACCUACUCCCCCCCCACCGCCGCAACCCCCACCAACUCGUCCGCUCCUUCCCGAGCCUCCGUUUCCUUCACGGUGAUCAACUCCGUCAUCGAUCCCCAGGUCAAGUGCGUCGCCGAGAGCGACAAGGCGUUCGACGGCGCGGAAAAGUUCAAGUGCGACGGCCCUCCCGUGGAUGAUCCGGCUACGUAUCAGGGGGGUGCGGUGGAGUUUUCGUUUGAUGCGGCGAGUGGGAAUGUCACACUGAUGCAGAGGUGGAUUUGCCAUGAUGAUCCUGUCUGGCCGUCUUAUUUGACCGGUGUUGGAUCUGGCAUUGCGGAUCUCUCGUGCCUUGGAGAGGGUGUCGUUUCAGGUGAGAGCGUGGAGGAUACGAGCGAGAGCCCUGGCUGUGCUGGGUUGACGGUGACGGUCAACCUCACCGAGAUCUCGGCCAUUGCUUGA
Molecule: messenger RNA, 576 nt
Organism: Scedosporium apiospermum
Lineage: Eukaryota; Fungi; Ascomycota; Sordariomycetes; Microascales; Microascaceae
Exons: 2
Coding region: 1-576 (191 amino acids)
Source: RefSeq, a predicted model, not a curated record